This is a messenger RNA of Neoarius graeffei (lesser salmon catfish), 7026 nucleotides long. RefSeq names its product E3 ubiquitin-protein ligase TRIM39. The transcript is spliced from 6 exons. Gene Ontology annotation, molecular function: protein binding; zinc ion binding. The coding region runs from base 139 to 1578 and encodes 479 amino acids. The record is from RefSeq and is a predicted model, not a curated record. Lineage: Eukaryota; Metazoa; Chordata; Actinopteri; Siluriformes; Ariidae.
CACCAACAGGGGAUUUCCAUGGGCACACAGAGAGAGCGCAGCAUACCAAGCAGGAAAGAGAAAAGAACAUUGAACAACUUGUAGAAGACAACAUUUGUGAGCACUGAAGAACCAUAACAGCAAACCCAGCACAUCAUUAUGGCAUCUGAUCAGCCUUCUUUACCUCCAGGUGACCCUGUUUGCCCAGGGUGUCAGGCCGAGGGGUCGCUCCUGCUCCCCUGUGGACACAGCUUAUGCCUGUCUUGCUUACAGUUGUGCCAGCUCGAGCUAGGACAUGAGCAGCAAAGAUGCACUGAGUGUUAUGGACGAGAACUGCUUGAGAACGUCCUCAAGGGCCUGUUUGACUCCAUAUUCCAAGGUCAACCUCGACGGGACAGGACCCAAGCUGAAUUGGGGCUUGGCUUCAUCAACGCCAGGGCAGAAGAUGGUAAAGUGUGUACCAGGCAUGGUGACAGACUGACUCUGUUCUGCAUGGAGGACGAGGAGCUGAUCUGUGCUCAGUGCCAGGGAGAAGACCACGAGGGUCACGAGUGUAAUAGCACAGAGGAGGCAGCUCAGGAGUGCAAGAAAGAGCUCACGCUGGCAUUGAGGCCCUUACAGGAGAAGCUGGAGAACCUAAAUACAGCCAAACAAAUCUGCCAGGAGACAGCAGAUCACAUCAGGAGGCAGAGCCAGCAUACAGUGCGGCUGAUAAAGGCUGACUUUGAGAAGCUGCAGCAGUUCCUCCGGGAUGAGGAGGCAUCUAUGCUCACAGCUCUGAAGGAGGAAGAAGAGCAGAAGAGUCGCAAAAUGAAGGAGAAGCUAGACAAGCUAACAGAGGAGAUUACAUCUCUGACUGAAACCAUUAACUCCACUGAGGAGGCCCUUACUUCUGAAGACUUUGAAUUUCUCAAGAACUAUAAAAAGGCGUCUGAAUGUUAUAGAGUGGAAUGCACACUGCCGGAGCUUAAAGAGAUGACCGGAGCGCUGAUUGACGUGACCAAACAUCUGGGCUGCCUCAAAUUCAGAGUCUGGGAGAAAAUGCAAACUGUUGUCACAUACACUCCAGUGACCCUUGACCCCAACACAGCAGAUGUAUGCCUCUCUGUGUCUGAUGACCUCACUGUCCUGCGCUACACAGAUGAGGAGCAGCAAGUACCUGAUAACCCUGAGCGCUUCUGCUGCUACGAGUGUGUGCUCGGGUCCGAGGCCUUGGGAACAGGCCGCCACAGCUGGGACGUGGAGGUAGGAGACAACACUGAAUGGGCACUCGGGGUGGUGUACGACAACGUGCAACGGAAGGAAUGGUUUCCACCCAGUCCUGAGCACGGCAUGUGGACCAUGUGUCUGUAUGGAGGUCACUAUCGGGCACCGAACUCCACCAGCGAGCCCAUUACAGUUAAGAAGAAACCACAAAGAGUGCGGGUUCAGCUGGACUGGGAUGUAGGGAGAGUCAUGUUCUCAGAUGCUGCAGAUAACACACUAAUCUACAGGUUUAAAGCCAAAUUCACUGAGAAGCUCUAUCCAUAUUUCUCUAACACGUGUAAAAGACAUCCAUUAUGCAUCCUUGCUGAGAAAGUGUCCGUGUACACAGAAUAGCUCAGGAAAGGGUUGAUCAUAUAAAGUAGCAGAAUAACGUCACAUGUAUUGUUGAUGCAUAUAUAAAAUAAGGAGACAGACAUGAAUGAAGCCAGAAAUGAUUGGAAAUAGGAAUGUAAAAGUAUGUCCUAUAAGGAAAUCAGAAAUAAUCGCUCUCAACUUCAUUUGAUGGUAUAGUAGUAUAUAAUCACAGCAAAGUAAAACUGUACAGGUACAUUGCUUUAAAUUACAUAUUAAAUACUUAAUAAUCCUCUUAAAACACUGUUUUCCUACUCAAUUCACUGCCAAUACAAUAUUGGCAUAUUAUUUAUUGACACUCCUCUUUAAAAUAUAGAAAAUGUCCUUUACUUUGGAAAAAAGAAAAAGAAAGAAAACAUGAUAAUGGGAUUUCAAGAGAAUCUGACACAGAUGCUGGGUACCAAUACUUUUAAUCCUGUUCUUGGAGUGAGCAAUGUUAUAAUGAACUAUGGGUAUCAUGAUAAAUUACAUCAUGACACAUUUCAGAGACCAUCAUUAGUGUUUUGUCAUAGUUUAUUAUUAUUAUUGUUGUUGUUGUACAGUUAAGUGAAUACUAAUUUAAAAAAAAGAGCUUUACUGAGGGGCAGCACGGUGGUGUAGUGGUUAGCGCUGUCGCCUCACAGCAAGAAGGUCCUGGGUUCGAACCCCGGGUCUGGCGAGGGCCUUUCUGUGUGGAGUUUGCAUGUUCUCCCCGUGUCCGCGUGGGUUUCCUCCGGGUGCUCCGGUUUCCCCCAAAGACAUGCAUGUUAGGUUAACUGGUGACUCUAAAUUGACCGUAGGUGUGAGUGUGAAUGGUUGUCUGUGUCUAUGUGUCAGCCCUGUGAUGACCUGGUGACUUGUCCAGGGUGUACCCCACCUUUUUCCCGUAGUCAGCUGGGAUAGGCUCCAGCUUGCCUGCGACCCUGUAGAACAGGAUAAAGCGGCUAGAGUUAAUGAGAUUAGAUUAGAUGAAAGAUUUCCUGAAACCCUGAAAACAAAUUUGCAGUUGCCGGGUUUCACGUGACGUCACAUCUGCCUCAUUAGUUAUUCAGAACUUUAGCUGGUGAAGCUACCACCAGCUACCAAAGCUCAGCUGACAAAAUGUUUGUAUGGAGAAGGUGCACUGCUCGCAUGAAAAAUGCCUUACGCUUGCGUUGUUUUAGGAUGUUCGAAUCGAUCAAACUGUGAAACUGAUAAAAGUUUCUUCAGGGUUCCCCGUGAACUAAUAAAAAAGGGUGAAUGAACACAGGAUUUCACAAAAAGAUGUCGAGAAAGGUGGCUUUUGAACCUCUCGCUGAAAUCGAAGGGAGCCGAGUCGAAGCAUGCUCGAGUUUGCAGUGAUCACUUGGUGAAAGGUUUGUAUUUUCCUCUCAGCUCUGUCCUUACAGGCCUUUCAAUUACAUAAUUUGGGCUACAACCUGCAUUUCUGAAUUUGGGCUUUUUCCGUCAUGAUACAGGGUAAUUUGGGCUUUUCUGCACGCGCAAAGUACUGUUUUCCCAGUGCUCUCUGUUUAAACCUGCUGCUGCUUUUUUAGCUACAAAUUUAUGAAUAAAUAAAGAAAUCUCUGAAUGUUAUUUUUAACCUUUAUUGCAAAAUGUCUACAGCAUUAAUCCCUCUUGAUGUACAGGUACCUGACAAAAAUAAUUAGAAUACAGUUAGUUAGUAUUUAAAAGAUGUGUUGGGGCCUGAGGAGAGCCUGGAGGAAAGGAGCCUGUGAAUGAAAAAGCAAGUUCUGCACUGUUGCCAUCAAAGAGACAAACCUGCAGCAGACCUGUGACACAAAAGGUUUUUCAGUCACGUCACAAGAAUCGGCAGUGCAAUUCUCAGUAUGUAGUCGGGUAAAAGAUCUUAGUUUAAAUGAAAGGCCAGUGUCUAAGACUAUCAUCAACAAGAGGACCAAGCUCCAAGUCACUGAUUCCACCCGCACUUACACAACCGUGUGGAUUUAAGAUGCAAGAUCAGCUGUAUCCUAAAUACACACAGUUGUGUCCUGAAUAGCUCCAGUCUUUUACCUGAUUUAAAUCAUAUGAAACUAGGUAUCAGAGAGAUAUUGCAGUUCAGAUCAGAUAAUGUGGGAUAUAGGGCUAUUUUUAGGUUUUUAAAUGAUACAGGAAUUAUUAGGAGAAUUUCACACAAUAGGGUUGUAAACAUUCUGGUUUAUACUCCAGUCCAGAAGGUGCCGGUAACGCACCUAAAAGCUGUUUGCCAACCAACAUAAAAGAAGAAGAAAGAUGAUUUACCUACUGUGGAAAUCCUGCUCUGGUCACAGUCUCUCUCCUCCACAAAAUCAUGGCGUGCCGAUCGCCGUUGAUGGAGAUCUGCGCGAGGCUUACGGUGAGUUUGACGAACCCAGAACAACAUGGGAAUGGUGCGGAUUUUGUGUCAAUUACAAGAAAUACAUGCAAAUUCUCGCUAAUUUCAGUGUUUUUAAAGAAGGUCACGACAUUGGUUUUUAUGCAGCCAAGUUUAUUUAAUCCACAUUUCGGGUUUUUUGGUUUUUUUUUAACUUUUGGUAGCAUAUUUUGGGCGCUUGACCUUAAUUUGGGCGCCUUUUUAAUUUGGACGCCUUCGAUGUUAUCCGUCGCAGGUUUCAUGUCAUUGAAAGGCCUGGCUGACUAGACACGUGUUGCCAAAUGGCGAACCGGUUCAGAAUUAAAAUUCUUUUGAUUACACUACCGUUGAAAAGUUUGGGGUCACUUUGAAAUGUCCUUAUUUUUGAAAGAAAAGCACUGUUCUUUUCAAUGAAGAUCACUUUAAACUAAUCAGAAAUCCACUCUAUACAUUGCUAAUGUGGUAAAUGACUAUUCUAGCUGCAAAUGUCUGGUUUUUGGUGCAAUAUCUCCAUAGGUGUAUAGAGGCCCAUUUCCAGCAACUAUCACUCCAGUGUUCUAAUGGUACAAUGUGUUUGCUCAUUGCCUCAGAAGGCUAAUGGAGGAUUAGAAAACCCUUGUACAAUCAUGUUAGCACAGCUGAAAACAGUUUAGCUCUUGAGAGAAGCUAUAAAACUGACCUUCCUUUGAGCAGAUUGAGUUUCUGGAGCAUCACAUUUGUGGGGUCGAUUAAAUGCUCAAAAUGGCCAGAAAAAUGUCUUGACUAUAUUUUCUAUUCAUUUUACAACUUAUGGUGGUAAAUAAAAGUGUGACUUUUCAUGGAAAACACAAAAUUGUCUGGGUGACCCCAAACUUUUGAACGGUAGUGUAACUUGUGUAUUUUUUUUUUUUUUUUUGGGGGGGGGGGUGUGUCCAGAUAAUAUUAAGAACAUCACACAGUGGCACGAAGAUAUGAAAUUUAUCUUCUCAUGUUGAUUCACUUCACUCACACGUGAAUAUGUUUACCACUCAGAUAAACUUCAUCUCUUUGCCUAACUGUGUAAUAUCUUUGUCUUUUAUAUAGUAUUAUUUAUGCAAUCAUUUUACAAGCCCUAAUCAUGACUAAUAACUGUAUAUUAAAAUUGCUUCAAAGUUUUGCGGACAAACCUAACACUGAUUAACUAUAACGUAAAUAAAUAAUAAUGAAAUGGCCUGUGUUUACACUGGGGUGAAGAGACUCUUGAGCAAGUAUGUCCUCCUCACAUGUGCACCUGUCUCUCCUUGUCAGCACUAACCUUUCUGUAAACCCUUCUCGUCCUUUCCAAGUACUUUUGGCAUGGAGAUAUGUUUAUAAGUGUUCAUAACAGACAUAGCUGAGCUGCGGAAUGAGGGAGGGAACAUGUCAACGGUGAUAAAGGAGGUGAAGAGGGUUUCUAUGUUACUUACUAUGUCAGAUUCAAGGAUGGACAAAUUAUAAGUUGUGUAAAGCUCCAAUGUUCUUACCCAGUCCUGUGCAUGCUUUUCUUGAAAACCUAGUUAUCAAGGCUAAAACAGGAUCGCUAACAAAGUAUGGAGAACUAGUUAACUAAUUUAGUUCAUUAACACAGGCAGAAAAGUGUAUAUAAAUUCUCAGAUAGGUGAGCACCUCGCUUAUAGUCAUUAAAGGAGAACUGAAGGCAAUUUUUUUAUGAUCAAAAUUCUAUUUAUCUCAUUUCAUAAAAAUAGGAAUGCAUGUUUGAUCGCUAUUUUGUCACUAUAGCAAGUUAUGAGUGUUUGAAAUAUGCUCUGUAAUAUAUCAGUCCAUAUGUCAAAGCAAUGGCCGUAAACGAGAUUCGUUGAGACCUGUGCGAGACAUCGUAGGACAGAAGUAAAACAUACAGCGGAAAUCAAAGUGACCAACAUCUGCCAACGUUGUCAAAAGACACGCGCGCCCUCUUUUGAAUGCUGAUGUAAUCAAGCCAGAAGUUUUGUUUGUUUUGAUAGCAAUCAGGAAAGUUUGAAAAAAGUAGGCAGUAAUCAUCAUUUAAACUAGUUUUUGUGCAAUAUUUCAUUUGGGAAACAGUUUUCAAAAUGGCGGCACUGACACCUGGCUGACACUUCACGUUUCGAAGUCUCACACAAGUCUCGUGAAGAUCGCGCGGAUAAGCGACGCCUGCCGUGGACCAAACGAACUAAAUUCAACAUGGCUAAAAACCGAAUAGGCCGAUAAGUCUCAUCUCAUCUCGUUAUCUGUAGCCGCUUUAUCCUGUUCUACAGGGUCUCAGGCAAGCUGGAGCCUAUCCCAGCUGACUACGGGCGAGAGGCGGGGUACACCCUGGACAAGUCGCCAGGUCAUCACAGGGUUGACACAUAGACACAGACAACCAUUCACACUCACAUUCACACCUACGGUCAAUUUAGAGCCACCAGUUAACCUAACCUGCAUGUCUUUGGACUGUGGGGGAAACCGGAGCACCCGGAGGAAACCCACGCGGACACGGGGAGAACAUGCAAACUCCGCACAGAAAGGCCCUCGCCGGCCACGGGGCUCGAACCCGGACCUUCUUGCUGUGAGGCGACAGCGCUAACCACUACACCACCGUGCCGCCCCAGGCCGAUAAGUAUAAUAUUUAAUUGCAAUUAGUUGCCAAUACGAGUAACGACAUAAGGUUACUAAAACCGAAAAUGUAAUUGAAUAACACGUUAAUUAAGAAAUAAAGCAAGUUUAAAAAUGACUUCAGUUCUCCUUUAACUUUUCUAGAAAAAAUAUCAAAUGGCAUAUCAUGGCUUAUAUCCUGAGCAAAAACUCAGUGUUUGUUAUAAGCUGCAGUUUUCUCCUUCACAUUGUGAUUAAAAGAUAUUAUUUGAAUCUGGUUAGCAUCUUUAUUUUGAACUGCAAGUUGACUGUGUGUUGCGCUAGCAGUAGAAUUAUACGACAAGUUUGAACUGCACUUUUUGCUCAGUUUUUUUUCCUGCUUCCACAUGCCUGUGUGUUCCUGAUUCUGAAAAGAUCGUUUGUCAUUAGCACAUGCUAAUUAAUCCACUUUAUAAUAAUGGAUGUGUUUAGCGUAGCAGGUGGUGCGAUUCAGAUUCACGCUAUAGUCAUAGCAUUGAGAUGUGUUGCAGUACUAUAACCAAAUAAAAACUUAUUUUGCAACAUUA